AUGGGCACCCCCGACAAGAAAAGAUCUGAUUUUGUUGAUGUAGUUAGGUCUUGGAUCCCCCGAAGGGCUGAGCCACCAAAUGUGUCGAGGGACUUCUGGAUGCCCGAUCAGAGUUGUAGGGUAUGCUAUGAGUGUGAUUCACAGUUCACAAUAUUCAACCGCAGGCAUCAUUGUCGACUAUGUGGGCGAGUUUUCUGUGCCAAAUGCACUGCCAAUUCUGUUCCUGCGCCAUCAUAUGAGCCAAAUACCGUCCGAGAAGAUUGGGAGAGGAUAAGGGUCUGUAACUAUUGUUUUAAACAAUGGGAACGGUUAGCAGCAGUUGAUAAUAAUGGCAGUGCAGACCCUUCGUCCACUCCUUGUCUCAGCCCUUCACCAUCUACAACAAGCUUGGUCAGCACUAAGUCCAGUUGCACCUGUCAUAGUAGCAGCAGCACUGCUGGUUCAGUUCCUUAUACAACUGGGCCUUAUCAGCGUGUGCCUUAUAGUCCCCCUCAAUCAUCGCAAAUGAAUCAGAUAGCUGAUGAGCAAGAUAAUUUAAAUUCUGGGAGGAGUUCAAAUCCCUCUGAGGCUGUAGGGAAUUUGACUUCUAACCAAUUUGGCUAUUGCUUCAACAGGAGUGAUGAUGAGGAUGAUGAUUAUGGUGUUUAUCAUUCUGACACAGAAUCAAGACAUUAUUCUCAUGCCCAUGACUAUGAAGAUCCAGUUAACAUUCAUGGGGUUGACCAUGUCUAUGGGCCACAUCAAAUGCAUACUGAUGAAGAUAACAUUCAAGAAAAAAGCUUGAAUUGCUUAACACCACCACGGAAUCUUGAUCUAGAAGGUGUAGGUGGAAUUCAAGCACCUGAUAAAGAAGCUGAUGAGCAUGAUCAUGCUGAUGGAUGUGAAACUUCUCCUUAUCAUGAGGAGAACGAUGCAGAGCCUGUGGAUUUUGAGAGUAAUGGACUAAUGUGGCUACCUCCUGAGCCAGAAGAUGAAGAGGAUGAUAGAGAAGCUGUUCUUUUUGAUGAUGACGAGGAUGAAGGUACUACUGGAGGUGGGGAAUGGGGAUAUCUACGAUCCUCCACUAGUUUUGGCUCUGGAGAAUGUCGUAGCAGAGAUAAAGCAAGUGAGGAUCAUAGGAAGGCCAUGAAGACUGUAGUGGAAGGGCAUUUUAGAGCACUGGUCACUCAGCUCUUACAAGUGGAGAACCUAAGUAUUUGUGAUGAAGAUGGAAAAGAGAACUGGUUGGAUAUAAUUACUGCUUUGUCUUGGGAAGCUGCUACAAUUCUGAAGCCCGAUAUGAGCAGAGGUGGAGGUAUGGAUCCUGGUGGAUAUGUAAAGGUUAAAUGCAUAGCUUGUGGACAUCGAAAUGAAAGCAUGGUGGUUAAAGGAGUUGUAUGCAAAAAGAACGUGGCUCAUCGGCGAAUGACAUCAAAAAUUGAAAAACCACGUUUUUUAAUACUUGGAGGUGCUUUGGAGUAUCAGCGCGUUUCUAACCAGUUAUCAAGUGUGGAUACUUUGUUACAGCAGGAGAUGGACCAUUUGAAGAUGGCAGUUGCAAGGAUUGAUGCACAUCACCCCAAUGUGCUUUUAGUGGAGAAGUCAGUAUCUCGCUAUGCUCAAGAAUACCUUCUUGCUAAAGACAUAUCCCUUGUCCUGAAUAUCAAAAAGCCACUUUUAGAGCGCAUUGCUCGUUGUACUGGUGCACAGAUUGUCCCUUCAAUUGAUCAUUUGACCUCUCAGAAGCUGGGAUAUUGCGAAACAUUCCACGUGGACAAAUUUUUUGAGGAACAUGGUAGUGCUGGGCAAGGUGGGAAAAAAUCAACAAAGACUUUGAUGUUCUUUGAGGGUUGCCCGAAACCUUUAGGUUGCACUAUCUUGUUGAAGGGUGCCAAUGGGGAUGAGUUGAAGAAGGUGAAACAUGUGAUCCAAUAUGGAGUCUUUGCAGCUUAUCAUCUGGCCCUAGAGACAUCUUUUCUGGCUGAUGAAGGUGCUUCACCUCUAGAGUUUCCCUUGAAAUCUCCCAUAACUGUUGCGUUACCUGAUAAACCAUCUAGUAUUGUGAGAUCCAUUUCCACUAUCCCUGGAUUUUCUGUUCUCUCUGCUAGAGAGUCUCAGGGAGCAAAACCUUGUGAAGUACCAAAAUCUAAUGAUAUCCACAAGACAGAAAGAACCCCAUCUAGCUGCAGUGAGUCCACUGAAAGAUCAAUGGUGGGUGACUCAAUCGAUAUGCACGGAGUGUCAGGAGAUGCCAUCCAAUCAGCUCAGGAUAUGGCAUCUUUGCACUGCAAAAGUUUCCUUUCAAAUACUGCUUCUAAGGAGGACGAUAAUAAAUGUCCUAAGGAAUUUUUUCAAUACAGACCAGAUGAGAGAAGAGAAAUUAUGUUGAAAAAUAAUCUUAUUUCAGAUUCUUUUGGAACCUCUGAGUCUUCACAACAAGAUGGCAAUAGCCACCUCAAAGCUGCAGCAUUGUCUGUUAAUCAAGGCCCUAGUCCUGAGCCACCCUAUGUAAGACAUGAUACUAAUAGUAGUAAUAACAAUAAUUAUCAUGAGGACAUGAUACAUUCAAAUGAAGAUUUCCCCCCCUCAACUUCUGACCAUCAGAGUAUUUUAGUCUUUUUAUCAACACGUUGUGUGUGGAAAGGAUCUGUUUGUGAAAGGUCCCAUCUUGUCAGAAUUAAAUACUAUGGAAGUUCUGACAAGCCUUUGGGACGGUUCUUGAGAGAUCAACUUCUUGAUCAGAGUUACACCUGCUGCUCAUGUGAAUUGCCAUCACAAGCCCAUGUUCAUUGUUAUACUCAUCGGCAAGGCAGCCUGACAAUUUCUGUUAUGAAACUACCAGAUUUUGUUUUACCAGGGGAACGAGAAGGUAAAAUUUGGAUGUGGCACAGGUGCCUAAAAUGUCCUCGUGUAAAUGGUUUUCCUCCUGCUACACGAAGAGUAGUUAUGUCUGAUGCUGCCUGGGGCUUAUCCUUUGGGAAAUUUUUGGAGCUGAGUUUUUCAAAUCAUGCAGCAGCUAGCAGGGUUGCAAGUUGUGGUCAUUCUCUCCACAGAGAUUGUUUAAGAUUCUAUGGUUUUGGGAAGAUGGUUGCCUGCUUUCGUUAUGCUUCAAUUCACCUUCAUUCUGUUUAUCUUCCCCCACCUAAACUAGAAUUCAUCAACUAUGAUAGGCAGGACUGGGUACAAAAAGAAGCUUAUGAGCUGCAUAAGAAGGCUGAAUUACUGUUUAGUGAAGUGUGCACCGUUCUGCAUCAAAAUUCAGACAAGGUUUCAGGUACUGUGUUGCAGGAGGGUGGACAUAGGGUGUCGGAUUUUAGGAAUCUAAUUGCGGAACUUAAAGGGAUGCUGCAGUAUGAGAAAGAGGGAGUUGAGGACUCGUUACAAAAAUUGCUGCAUAAAGAAGGCAAAGCUGGACAGCCCAUGAUUGAUAUUUUAGAGCUCAAUAAGUUGCGCAGGGAUAUCCUUAUUCAUUCUUAUGUUUGGGACCAACGCUUGAUAUAUGCAUCCAAUUUAAUUAAAAUUACACUUCAAGAAAAUUCAAAGAUCUUAAAUCAUAGAGAGAAGUUGCUUGGUCCAAGAGAGAAGAUGGUUGAAGCAGAUGUUGCCACUAGGCCAGCAAGAGGCCAUAGCAGUUGUGAUUCCUUUCUUUUGGAAACAAAACCUGAUGGAAACCUAAAUUUAGAAAACACUAGCCACCCUGGUGAUGUGAUUAAAAGUGAAGACAAGGGUAAAGAUACAAAUCAUCAUAAAGUUGACCUCUCUCUCUCUGGUUGUGUAAAUACCAAUGAUAAAUCUGAUUCUGUGGAGUUUGGAGGGUCUGUAAGGAGGGCUUUGUCUGAGGGGGAAUCUGCUGUUGUGGCUAAUUUAUCUGAUACCCUUGAUGCAGCAUGGACAGGUGAAAGUCACCCUACAAAUUCAUCACUCAAAGAAAACGGUUGUCUAUCUCCUGAUGCAGCAGCUGUGGCUGUUCAUUCACCUGUGGCAAAUAUAGUUACAUCAAAAUCAAAUUCUGACAAGUAUACUGCUGAUAUAGGUGGGAUCGAGGCAGAAUGUUCUAAUUACUCUAAAUUACUUUCCAAAGGACUUGAUACUAAAUGGAAAGCAAUGCCUUUUGCAAACUUCUUUGGUUCAUUCAAUAAAACUUCUUCCUUCAAUAUUCAGAAACUUGUUGAGUACAACCCAGUCCACAUUUUAUCAUUUCGAGAGGUGGAGCGCCAGACUGGUGCUAGACUACUUCUGCCCGCUGGCACUAAUGAUACUAUAGUGCCUGUUUACGAUGAUGAACCCACUAGUGUUAUAGCGUAUGUGCUUGUGUCAAUGGAUUAUCAUAUGCAGAUGUCAGAAUUUGAUAGACCUAAAGACAGUGGAGACAGUUCAAUUUCAUUGCCACUCUUUGAUUCAACAAGCUUACUUUCUCUUAACUCUUUCGAUGAGACAAUUAGUAAUACAUACAGAGGUCUUGGCUCUUUUGAUGAGAGCAUGUUAUCCACUUCUGGGUCUCGGAGUUUACCGGCUGGGGAUCCACUCUCAUACACAAAGGAUUUGCACGCAAGGGUUUCAUUUACUGAUGAGAGCUCCCUUGGGAAAGUGAAAUAUACUGUAACUUGCUACUAUGCAAAGAGAUUUGAGGCUUUAAGAAGAACUUGUUGCCCUACGGAGUUAGAUUUUGUGCGGUCCCUUAGCCGUUGUAAGAAAUGGGGGGCUCAGGGAGGAAAGAGCAAUGUUUUCUUUGCAAAAACCCUGGACGAUAGGUUUAUUAUCAAGCAGGUUACAAAAACAGAGCUAGAGUCAUUUACCAAGUUUGCACCAGCUUAUUUUAAGUAUUUAUCUGAGUCAAUCAGUACAGGAAGCCCAACUUGUCUAGCAAAGAUCUUGGGAAUUUAUCAGGUAACAUCUAAGCACCUCAAAGGAGGGAAGGAAACAAAAAUGGAUGUUUUGGUUAUGGAAAAUCUUCUUUACAGGCGAAACAUUAGACGGCUUUAUGACCUCAAAGGUUCUUCCCGAUCACGGUACAAUCCAGAUACAACUGGGAGCAAUAAAGUGCUGCUGGAUCAGAACCUCAUUGAAGCUAUGCCAACCUCUCCAAUAUUUGUUGGGAAUAAGGCAAAACGGUUGCUGGAGAGGGCUGUGUGGAAUGAUACUGCCUUCCUUGCAUCAAUACAUGUUAUGGACUACUCAUUGCUGGUUGGGGUGGAUGAGGAAAAACAUGAGCUGGUAUUAGGUAUCAUUGAUUUUAUGAGGCAGUAUACAUGGGAUAAACACCUUGAAACUUGGGUGAAGACCUCAGGCAUCCUUGGUGGACCCAAGAAUACUUCUCCAACAGUUAUAUCACCGCAGCAGUACAAGAAACGGUUUAGGAAAGCCAUGAGUUUAUAUUUUCUCAUGGUGCCAGAUCAGUGGUCUCCUCCAGGGUUACACCCCAGUGGGUCCCAAUCUGACAUUUGUGACGAAAAUGCAUGA
Molecule: messenger RNA, 5439 nt
Organism: Sphenostylis stenocarpa
Lineage: Eukaryota; Viridiplantae; Streptophyta; Magnoliopsida; Fabales; Fabaceae
Source: the annotation of a GenBank genome assembly